Diaporthe batatas is the source of this 2619-nucleotide messenger RNA. RefSeq lists its product as uncharacterized. The record is from RefSeq and is a predicted model, not a curated record. Gene Ontology annotation, biological process: DNA-templated transcription; regulation of transcription by RNA polymerase II. Gene Ontology annotation, cellular component: nucleus. NCBI's taxonomy places the organism in Eukaryota, Fungi, Ascomycota, Sordariomycetes, Diaporthales, Diaporthaceae. The coding region runs from base 1 to 2619 and encodes 872 amino acids. The transcript has a single exon. Gene Ontology annotation, molecular function: zinc ion binding; DNA-binding transcription activator activity, RNA polymerase II-specific; RNA polymerase II cis-regulatory region sequence-specific DNA binding.
AUGUCCGAGUCUGCCAGAGCAGAUUCCGAGGCCGCCCACGGCGACGAACACUCAACACCCAGUUCCCCCGGCGCCGACGGGGAACACUCGGAAUCAAAGAACGGCGACCAGCCCCCCCGCAAGAGGCAGCGAGUCCGUCUCUCCUGCCUGGAAUGCCGCCGGAGGAAGUUGUCGUGUGACCGGGGCUACCCGUGCGAGAGAUGUCUCAAGUCAGGCACGCCGGACCGCUGCACCUACGAGACCAGGCCCGGCGUUGCGCCGCCCCCAAAGCCCGCCGGCCUGCAGCUCUCCCAGUAUGACGGCCGCCUGUCCUUGUCCAACGACAACCUCGUCCGCAAGGACAGUGCCCGCGAUUUCGACCGCAUCCGCCGCCUGGAGAUCGAGGUCUCCCAGCUCAAGAACCUGCUGUCCAAGCAGCUGGGCAGCGAUGGCGGCCUCGCCGCCGACCCAGACUCCCAGGCCGCCAUGAGACCCGACCCGGACCUGGUACCCGAGCACAAGCUGCCCGAGUUCAUGCAGUACGGCCACGAUGCCGGCGACGAGAUGCGCUUCUUCCGGGGCAAGGAGUUCCGGACCCGCUACUUUGGACCCCACAACGCCUCCAUGGCCUUUAGCCAGUUGACAGGGCUGUCGCCCUUCAUGAAGGAGACGGCCGAGGAGUGGCUCAAGCCACUUCAUGUGGCUGCGCGGACCAAGGACCGCGAUCAGAGGAAGGCGGCGCGGGAGGCAAAGUUCAAGGCUGCCGACCUCGAGCUCGAACAGCUCCUGCCCUCCAAGUUGGAGACGGACAUGCUCACCUCGCUGUACUUGGACCAGUUCGAGCAGCUCCACCGCAUCGUUCACAUCCCCAGCUUCCGGCGUCAGUACGAGAGGUUCUGGAUACCGACCGAGGUGCGCCCUGCAGCACAUACCGCACUGGUCCUCUCUAUGAUGGCUGUUUCGGCCUGCAUGCACAGCAACUCGUCGUCGCCGCCCAAGUUCACGGGGAUGGUGUCAUGCGCCCACCAGACCGCCGAGAAAUGGAUAUGGGCGUGUGAAGAAUGGCACAGGAAGCAGUCUCACAAGCACCGCCGUCUCAUACACUACCAGAUAGCACUGCUGUUGUAUCUCGCCAAGCGGGUUAACAAUGUCAAGAAGAAGCGUUUUUGGACCAACUCUGGAAUACUGACCCGCGAGGGCAUUUCGCUGGGUUUGCACCGCGACCCCGACGCGAUGAUUGGUGCUAGCCGCAAUAUUUCCGUCUUCAACCAAGAGAUGCGGAGGAGACUGUGGGCAACAAUACAAGAGUUUGACUUUCAGGCAUCCUUCGAUCAUGGAUUACCAACCAUCGUCAGUUCGCUUCAUCUGGAUGUCAAGCCUCCUAGGAAUAUCAACGACGACGAGUUUGACGUGGACGUGACCGAGCUACCCCCAUCCAGGCCGGUUUCCGAAUACACUGGCUCGUCGUUCCAGCACCUAUGCCGGCAGAGUCUGCCCCUCCGGUUGGAGCUGAGCAAGCUGUUAUCAGGCCCGCCCGAAGAUCUGGACUACGAACAAGUAAUUCGCUACACGAACGAGAUCACACAAGAGAUCGAUGCCCUCCCGUCGUGGGAUACAUCGGCGAGCAUGGACGAACAGGAGUCGCCCAAGCCACUGCUUGCAUACACGCUCCUUCACGUGCAGUUGCGGCAAUACAUCAUGCCGCUGCACCAGCCAUUCCUGCGGAUGCGGAAGGUCAACUCCAAGUACCAGUUCUCAGAGGUCAUGUUCUAUAACGCGGCGCGGGACAUGGUUCUCCUGCACGACAAACUGACAGAGUUCGGGGUGCGCACACUAAACUUCUUGCGCGAGGAUGCCCUGACCCUCGCCCUGAAUCUGACGAGCGUCACCAUGCUUCAGUCACGCGGGAGCACAAACAUGAUCAUGGUCAACAGCCCGCACACCCUCAAGCUACUAGAUCAGUGUCUGCAGAUGAAAGAGGACCGGAUCCUGCGCUGCGGAAACAACGAGCCGUGGGGGUACAGCAUCAUGUGCGCCGCCUACGGGCUGCUCGAGACACACCUGGGCAUCAAGGACAGCCAGACGGCCAAGAGCUCCAGCGCAGAGAGGUUCAUCAACCUGCACUAUCGCCUGCUUGCGGGACAGGAGCCACCGGUACUGGGGCCUCAGCAGCAGCAGCAACUCGCGGCAGCCCAGGCCCAGCAUUCCCAACAGGGCGGCGGGGCGAACGUGCGGGCGGAAGGCCCCAGCCUGCUCGAAAGGGCCAAGACCAUCACGCCCUACCUUCAGCCGGGAAUGUCUGCAGCUACUGCUCCCGCCUCGACUGGGUCGGGCGGGAGAGAAGGAGGAGCAGGAGCAGGGGCAGGAGCAGGAGGUGGUGGUGUUGCGGUCAGUGGAGGGGGAGACGUGGCCGGGCUACCAAGCACGCCUUGGUGGCUGGCCGCGGCGGAUCCCACCGUAAGUCUACCUCCCGAUGGGCCCGGGCUUCUGGCCGGGCCUUCUCCGGAACGCCGUAGUAACCGCGAUCCCUCACAUAUGCAGAUGCAGCCCCAGGCGGCUCUGAACCCCGAGUUCAACAUGGAGAUGCUCGGAUUUAAUCUCAAUGAGCUGUGGGCGGUAGACACUUGGGACGCAUAUUAG